This is a messenger RNA of Maylandia zebra (zebra mbuna), 1126 nucleotides long. RefSeq lists its product as uncharacterized. Lineage: Eukaryota; Metazoa; Chordata; Actinopteri; Cichliformes; Cichlidae. The record is from RefSeq and is a predicted model, not a curated record.
CAGUGAGCCCUGUGUGGCACAUUAGCCUUCACCAUAGACUGGGACAGAGGCCCUUUUAGCAGAGAUGGAAGCUACCAUUUCCCUAUGACUUCUAGCCUUCAGUUAAGCUUCUGCAAAAGGAUAGGACAAUGUGAGAGGACGGUGCUUUAACAUGACAGUCCUAUGGGCUGUGUUUACGUGGGCAGUCAAAGGGAUACUCUGCACCUGCAGGUUCCUUUGGAUAUGUCCAUACAAUGCUAUCAGAUUCUUACCAAGGGAAAACCCCAUUACAGAGGGCAAAAGCCAUGAGUUGAAACAAGUUGUGGGUGCCGAAAAUAACAGGAUUGCCGCCAUACCAGGUAGCCCUGACCGUACAUUUGCCCUCCAGAAGAGACUGACCAAAACUGAAAAAGAGGUGCUAUCACUGAAGACCAGGAUUGCUUGUGAGAGAGCAUCAUGGGAAAGGAGGUUUACAGAGCUGAAGAGAAAACAGGAAGAGCUGCAUAAUCAGCUGGAGUCUGGAGUGUUGGUGAAAGUGGGCAGUUACAGUGACCAGGGAGAGUCAGGAGUGGACAAUGGAGAAGCAUUUGAAGAGUAUUCAGGCGGCCUCCAUCAGCGCAGAAGGUCUGACAUGUCAUCAAGAAGUGAUAGUUAUGAAUGCAGUUUGUCAGGCAGCCAGUUAUCUUCAUCCUCAGCACAGAGUUCAAGACCUUCCUCCUCCUCAACUUCAGCCUCGAGUGUGAGAUCAUGGAGGAAAUCUCAAGGGCCACAUCGAGUUUUUGUUCCUCACUCCCCGAUGGACUUACAGCUAGGCCAUCGGGUCAGGAUCAUGCUGCCAUCUGGGAGGAUCAGCACAGGAAUAGUUCGUUUCCUCGGUCACCUGCAGGGGGAGGUAGAUCUCCACCUUGGAGUUGAGCUACAAACUCCUGAUUCAGGGCUAUGUGAUGGGAGCCACCUGGGACACAGCUACUUUGAAUGCAAACCUGGAUACGGGGCUUUUGUACCUUUCCACAAACUACUAAUGGCAUGGGAGUAACAAAAAUACAUACAUCUUACCAAGCUCGCCAUCGACUAGAGCAGCGGUCCCCAACCCCUGGGCCACGGUCCGUGAGUCGUUUGGUACCGGGCCGCGAGAGUUGAGGCUCGG